UUUUUCAUUUAUUUUAAUCUUAAGAACUUUGAUCCCAUGUUUGUAUUAUUUGAUGUUUGUGUAUACAUCAUAAGAAAUCGUUUAACUGUAGAAAGACGCGAAAAUGUGAUUCCAGGUUAUGUAAUCUCAUGAAGCUGUAUUGGUAAGACAAUUUGCUAUAAUGGGUAAAAGAAAAGGAGCUGAACCUUGCACAGCAGGUAAUAAAGGCAAUGCAAAGAAAUCUAAGAAGGAAACAGCCACAGGAAAAACAGUUGAAAAGAAGAAAGGACAGAGCGACGCUAAACCUGCAAAAUCCAGUAAAGCGAAGCCUCAGACAAAGAGCUAUCCUAAACUGAUUGAUGAAACUGACAAUAAUGAGACAGUAGAGCUACAUUUCACAGAACCAUUACCAAAGAGGAACGCAAAGGGCCAGCUAGUGUUUCCUGAUCACCCAGAAUUACGACCAAACAUGACACCAAAGGAAGUAUUACAAGCAGGCAGUUUUGGAGGGACAUAUUUCAGACCAAUCAAGUCUUCAGUUACAGGUAAAAGUUACACGCAGGUUUGGAAAGAAUUACCAAAGGAUUGGCUUGAAGGACUGAACAUAGGAAAACAGGUGUCGAGUUCAACCUACGAUGAGAAAGUAAAUACAUAUGGAGUAAAAUGUGGAGGUAGUCUAGAAAUGUGGGAAGAGAGUGGCUGGAUCCACAAACAGGACCCAUAUGGCUGGUUCAUGUGGUACUGCAGGUUUUAUCAGGGGAGAAGAACAAGUGAUGAUGAACGGCAGAUUGGACGUUGGUUACGAUGUGCUGGUGAAACAGGAAGAUGGCGAAACAAUCUGAUUUCCAAGUGUGUAAGAAGUGGUUGUGCCUUUGAUAAUCCGGGUGUGUCCCCUGUUGUCAGGCAGACACUUCAGCACUGGGGAUACAAGCUGAACAAAGAGGACUUUGAAGCCUACCAGAAGAAGAUGAAAAAGAAAGGACUAGCUUAAUAGAUUCUGGAAAUACAUUAGGCUGUUCAAGACAUUAACAUUCAUUUGAAGUUAAUUACAGCAUUUUUUAUGAAAUGUGAAUAUUGUACUCUAAAAUAAUUUUUAUGAACAGGUAACAGCUUCACUGGUGUUAUCUUUUAAUAGGUUUAUGAAAUAUUUUUUGUAUUUUACCAAAAUGAGUUCUCAAGUAGUUUGUGGAUAAAUUCUAUAUACAAAUUCAUAUGUAGGCAAGAUCAGUUCUGCAAUUUACUAAUUGAUCGUUUUGUUUAAUUUCAUUUGCUUAGGGGUUAGUCCAGUACAUAUAGUUUCACCAACAUACUUGUUAGCCCACCAUCAUCAGAUGGUGGGCUAUUCAAAUCACUCUGCGUCCGUGGUCCGGCGUCCUUCCGUCCGUCCGUCCUUCCGUUAACAAUUUCUCGUUAUCGCAUCUCCUCAGAAACUACCAGGGGGAUUUUGACCAAACUUUGUCAGAAUAAUGUAUUGGUAUCCUAGUUGUGUCCCCCUGAAAAUCAGACUGGUUCAACAAUUUUUUAGUAAGUUAUGGCCCUUUGUUUAUUUCUAUAAUUUACAUAGAUUUAUAUAGGGAAAAACUUUAAAAAUCUUCUUGUCCAAAACCACAGUGCCUAGGGCUUUGAUAUUUGGUAUGAAGCAUCAUCUAGUGGUCCUCUACCAAUAAGAUUCAAAUUAUUUCCCAUGGGUCUAAUAAGGCCCCGCCCUGGGGGUCACAUGGUUUAUAUAGACUUAUAUUGGGAAAAACUUUGAAAAACCUCUUGUCCAAAACCACAGGGCCUAGGGCUUUGAUAUUUUGUAUGUGACAUCAUCUAGUGGUCUUCUACUAAGUUUGUUCAAAUUAUCCCCCUAGGGUCAAAAAUGGCCCCGCCCCGGGGGUCACAUGGUUUACAUAGACUUAUAUAGAGAAAAACUUUGAAAAUCUUCUUGUCCAAACAACAAAGCCUAGGGCUUUGAUAUUUGUAAUGUAGCACCAUCUAGUGGUUCUCUACCAAGUUUGUUAAAAUUAUCCCCCUAGGGUCAAAUAUGGCCCCGCCCUGGGGGGUCACAUGGUUCAUAUAGACAUAUAUAGGGAAAAGCUUUUAAAAACUUCUUGUCAAUAACCUACAACAUUCAAAUUUGGACCACAUGUAUGGUUUUGAGUGGCAAUAUGAACCUUGACAUGAGUUGACCUUGAUUUUGACCUAGUGACCUACUUUCACAUUUCUGUAGCUACAACCUUCAAAUUUGGACCACAUGCAUAGUUUUGUGCACUGAAAAAAACUUUGACCUUGACAUUGACCUAGUGACCUACUUUCACAUUUUUGAAGGUACAGGCUUCAAAUUUGGACCACAUGCAUAGUUUCGUGUUCCGAAAUGAAAUUUGACCUUGAUUUUGACCCAGUGACCUACUUUCACAUUUCUCAAGCUACAGCCUUCAAAUUUGGGCCACAUGCAUGGUUUUAUGUACCGAAACAAACUUUGACCUUUACAUUGACCUAGUGACCUACUUUCACAUUUUUGAAGGUACAGGCUUCAGAUUUGGACCACAUGCAUAGUUCUGUAUUCCGAAAUACAAUUUGACCUUGAUUUUGACCUAGUGACCUACUUUCACAUUUCUCAAGCUACAGCCUUCAAAUUUGGACCACAUGCAUGGUUUUGUGUACCGAAACAAACUUUGACCUUUACAUUGACCUAGUGACCUACUUUCACAUUUUUGAAGGUACAGGCUUCAAAUUUGGACCACAUGCAUAGUUCUGUAUUUCGAAAUAAAAUUUGACCUCGAUUUUGAUCUAGUGACCUACUUUCACAUUUCUCAAGCUACAGCCUUCAAAUUUGGACCACUUGCAUAGUUUUGUGUACCGAAAUGAACUUUGACCUUAAGAUUGACCUAGUGACCUACUUUCACAUUUCUGUAGCUACAGGCUUCAAAUUUAGACCACAUGCAUAGGAUUGUGUACCAAAACAAACUUUGACCUUGACAUUGACCUAGUGACCUACUUUCACAUUUUUGAAGAUACAGGCUUCAAAUUUGGACCACAUGCAUAGAUUUGUGUUGUGAAGUGAAAUUUGACCUUGAUUUUGACCUAGUGACCUACUUUCACAUUUCUCAAGCUACAGCCUUCAAAUUUGGACCACUUGCAUAGUUUUGUGUACCGAAAUAAACUUUGACCUUAAGAUUGACCUAGUGACCUACUUUCAAAUUUCUCAAACUACAGCCUUCAAACUUUAUGCACAUGCAUAGUUUUGUGUACAAAGAACUUUGUCCUUGAAAUUGAUCUAGUGACCUACUUUCACAUUUCUCAAGCUACAUCUUUCGAAUUUGGACCACAUGCACAGUGUUGUGUACGGAAAUGAAAUUUGACCUUGAGCUAGUCAUUAAGUCUUGAAAUUUGGAACACUCAAAAAUGGCACAUUGGUGGGCGCCAAGAUCACUCUGUGAUCUCUUGUUUUAAAGCUGUACUUGUAGACCGAAAAUCCAUUGGCAGAUCACUGUCAGGUGAUACACAGGUGUAAUCACAAGUAGUUCAGAUGAGGAGUCCUUAUCUUUGUUCCUUUCUCAAUAGCAUCAUGCUUUCUUUUAAUUAAUAACGCUUUAGUAUGUGUACGAGCAUUCUGUUGAAAUCUACAUGGCAUGCUAGAGAAAAAUGUCCGCGUAAAAAUUUUAGGUCCCGAAAAGUGACGCUGAAAGAAGCUUAAAGGAGUUAAUUUAGAUGGUUGUAGUAAAUGAAAAUACAUUAUAUAAAAGCCAACACCUCUGCUUGAACUUUAUCUAGUGGGUGUAGUGCCGGGAUUUAUUCAUUAUUUUUCUUAUCAAGUUCAUUUAAACACCCAGUUAAGUUUCAAAGGACUUAAGCAAUGUAUGAGAGUUCAGAGAGUUACUUAGAAUGGUGUAUGAUUUUAGUACCUUUCAGAUCAAGUUCUAUAUUUAUAUUUGAUAGAUAUAUUAAAUAUUUUGCCCCAUUCACAGAAAAAAGAAUAGUGAAUUGUUUUGUUCCUUUCGGUCAGGUAACAAUUUGGUUUCCGGAAUGUUGAAGGUCAAGGUCGGAGUGACUUUCAGACUGAAGUAGUAGGUAACAGUGACCAUUCAACUAAAAAUUGUAUAUGAUACAUAGAUAUUACUUGAGCCUGUGGCCAUCAGACUUCAUGGCAUGACUUCCUAAGGUCAGAAAAUGACCCUUAAUGUUUAGAGUAUUUAGAUCAAAGGUCAUGGUUAUUUCCGACUGAAAAUUACAAACCCAUUUACUUAUUACAGGUUAUCAUUGGAGGCAUACAAAAAAAUGUAUAUGUUUUACACUUACACAUAGCUCUUGUUAUUAAUGAUGUUUAUGUAUGAACUAAAGGGAUACUUUGUACAUAAAUUUAUACAUGAGGCAAUUUUACAAAACACAGGUCUUUAUAUAAGUUAUAUUUGUGCAUAUUGGUGAAUUUAUUGUUUAAUUACUUAGGGAGUUCUUUCUUGUUUUAUUGUGACUUUUUUGUGUAUAUACAUGCUCUUUAUUAUUUUUGUCAUGUUUGAAUGGUAAAUGCUACUCCUUCCUAGUCUGAGCAAAAUGAAUGAUCAUCUUCAGUUUUACAUAGUUUGAUAUGCUAUGUAUAUCUAACAUUGAGAAAGAACAAGGUAAGGAAAAACAGUAUUGAAUACUUUAGAAAAAUUUCCAGCUCUCAUAACUUUUAAAGCAAUGUUUUACACUUUACAUGGAUGCAUGUAGCUUAUACAAAAUACAUUUUUAAACAGUUUUUGGAAGGAAUUAGUUUUUUUCCAACAAGAAUGUAUUAGUUACUUCAAUGUAGUUUAACAAGAUUUGAGAUUAUUUUUCAUUUUAUCUACUUUUUGUUUCGGCAGAGUUCCUUCUACUGAUUUUGUUUUUCAUGUUUUUAACAUAUUUUACCUGUUUUAAAUUAUUCUGGCAUACCACAUGUUUACCAUAGUUUGUCUUGGGAACCAUUGUCAAGCAUGUGAAGGAUGAGAAUGGUUUUUACUUUACUUUGCAUCUCCCUUUAAGCCCGAGUCAGUUCACUGUAUUACCUUUGUACAAGGGAGAGGUGUUGCAAAUUUUACUACCAGCUUCAAACUGAUAUUGAUUGGUUGUUUUCUUUGGCCCUGAAGAGUCUUCUUUAAUAAUGUCAACUUUUAGACAUGUUGCUUCAUUUUCAGUUCAUUGCAUCUCAAGUUCUUGGUCUGUUGUGAACAUUGGUAGUCUGGCAACAGACACUCUUUCAAUUCUUUCUGUAUGAUUUUGUGAAAGUAAUUUCUAAUCUAGAUACAGGCUUAAUGAUUUGGAAAUUUCAAAUAUUUGUGUAUAUAAUUGAGUGUAUUUUAAUGUGUAGUGGAAUAUUUGGUCAGUAAAUUCAAAAAUGGUUGGUAAAUUAAAAAGUAGACUUUUC
Molecule: messenger RNA, 5347 nt
Organism: Mercenaria mercenaria
Lineage: Eukaryota; Metazoa; Mollusca; Bivalvia; Venerida; Veneridae
Exons: 7
Coding region: 161-970 (269 amino acids)
Source: RefSeq, a predicted model, not a curated record